Jaculus jaculus (lesser Egyptian jerboa) is the source of this 3075-nucleotide messenger RNA. RefSeq names its product pseudouridine synthase 7 like (gene Pus7l). NCBI's taxonomy places the organism in Eukaryota, Metazoa, Chordata, Mammalia, Rodentia, Dipodidae. Gene Ontology annotation, cellular component: nucleus. The transcript is spliced from 9 exons. Gene Ontology annotation, molecular function: RNA binding; pseudouridine synthase activity. The record is from RefSeq and is a predicted model, not a curated record. Gene Ontology annotation, biological process: pseudouridine synthesis. The coding region runs from base 242 to 2335 and encodes 697 amino acids.
AUUGAGAGCCUUUGGCCCCAGAAGUACUGCGCUCGCGCCCUGGGACGCGCGGGGCUAGAGAGUGGAAGGCCGCCCGGGGCGGGGCGGGGCGGGGCGACCGGCCGCGGCGCUGGAGGGAAGGAGCCGAGGCGCCGCGCUGGUUUUUGACCAGCUGCCCGAACUCCCCUCCCAGCCAAGCAUCCCUCCUCCUCCCUGUUCUCUUCAUCCCACAGCCUCAGUUGUCUCAGGCAUUUUAACAAAAAUGGAAGAGGAUACAGAUUACAGAAUCAGGUUCAGUUCUUUGUGUUUCAUUAAUGAUCAUGUUGGAUUUCAGGGCACUGUGAAAACCUCACCAAAUGACUUUGUUGUCAUUGAGAUUGAUGAACAGGGUCAGCUAGUUAAUAGGGCCAUUGAUGAGACUGUUUAUAAGGUCAGUGAAAUACAACCUGAGCCAAAUAAUUUUGCCAAAAAGCAAAAACUAAAUCUUCAAAAUGUUAUCUUUCAACCUGAAAGUAAUCAAGAAGUUAAUCCUUUGACAGAGUUCUUUGAAGGUGACCAAAAUCAUCGGUCUUGCUCAGAAAAACAAGAUACUGUCAAUGGGGCAACUGCUAAAUGUGAAGAAGAAAACAUUGAUUUAUUAAGCUCCCUUUUAGGUGAAAAAACAAGUGAGUUACUGAACCAGUUUGCAUGUGAUGUGAAAGGGAAGUGGAAUUCAAAAACUGACACAUUUGAAUCAUCUCCUGAAUUCUCUUUAGGCAGAAUCCUUGACAGAAACCAGAGGGCUAUUUUACAUAGUGCUGUCAGGCAAACAUUUCCUUUUUUAAUAACUGUAGGAAAAAACAGUGAAAUUGUUGUAAGACCAAAUCUUGAGUAUAAAGAACUCUGCCAUUUGGUGUCUGAAGAAGAGGCACUUGACUUUUUUAAAUAUUUAGAUGCCAAGAAAGAAAAUUCCAGGUUUACCUUUAAACCCGAUAGAAGCAAAGACCACAGAAAAGCUGUCCACCAUUUUCUCAACAAGAAGUUUGGAAACCUUGUGGAAACCAAAUCUUUUCCUGAACAGAAUUACAGUGUUGGUAAUCCAAAUGUGAUAACAGUAAGAUUUCGGGAAAAAGCACAUAAACAUGGAAAACGGCAUUUUGGUUGCCAGGAAAAACAAAUUGUAUAUACAGCUUUUACCCUACGAAAGGAAAAUCUGGAGAUGUUUGAAGCAAUUAGUUUUCUAGCCAUCAAACUGGGUGUUAUUCCUUCAGAUUUUAGUUAUGCAGGCCUUAAAGACAAAAAAGCCAUCACCUAUCAAGCAAUGGUGGUCAGAAAGGUGACUCCAGAGAGGUUAAAAGAUAUUGAAAAAGAAAUUGAAAAGAAAAGAAUGAAUGUGUUUAAUAUUCGAUCUGUGAGUGAUUCUCUUAGACUUGGUCAGCUCAGAGGAAAUCACUUUGAUAUUGUCAUCAGAAAUUUAAAAAAUCAAAUACAUGAUUCUGCAAACCUGAGAGAAAGAAUUGUGGAGGCAAUCGAAAGUGUUAAGAAUAAAGGUUUUGUGAAUUACUAUGGACCACAGAGAUUUGGGAAGGGAAGGAAAGUGCAGACAGACCAAAUUGGAUUGGCUUUACUGAAGAGUGAAAUGGUGAAUGCCAUAAAAUUAUUUCUUACACCAGAAGAUACAGAUGAUCCUGUAAAUAAAGCAAAGAGAUAUUUUCUUCAGACUGAGGAUGCUAAAGGCACACUUUCCCUGAUGCCAGAGUUCAAAGUUCGAGAGAGAGCACUGUUGGAGUCAUUGCAUCGCUUUGGCCUGACAGAGGAAGGCUGUAUCCAGGGAUGGUUCUCCUUUCCUCACUCCAUGCGUAUAUUCUACAUUCAUGCAUACAGCAGCAAGGUUUGGAAUGAAGCAGCAUCUUACAGACUUGCCACAUAUGGAUGCAGAGUAGUGGAAGGGGAUCUGGUCUGUGUGGAUGAAGAUGUUGGUGAACAUUUUCCAGGGAGUAAAGUUCAUGUGGUAACUAAAGAAGAGGAAUCAGCUAACAAGUACACAAUACACCAGGUGGUUUUGCCAGUCCUUGGAUACAAUAUUCAGUACCCGAAGAACAAAGUAGGACAGUGGUACCGUGACAUUCUUAGCAGAGAUGGACUACAGGCAUGUAGGUUUAAAAUACCUACUCUGAAACUGAAUGUACCAGGAUGCUACAGACAGAUUGUGAAGCAUCCCCAACAUAUCUCAUACCAGCUAGCACAUCACAAUGCUGAAGGUGAUGUGGACGGUUCCCACACUAGUGAAGCCCCCUCCUCUCUUUUGAUCUCUUUUGAUCUUGAUGCUUCAUGUUAUGCUACAGUGUGUCUGAGAGAGAUGAUGAAGCAUUUCUAACACAGUUGCAUGUAUGUGCCACUGGGGGGAGGUGAGGAAGCUCACAUUUCUCUAGCAUCUACUUCAGCUUCAUUACUAUCUCCUUUAAUUUUUCACAGCAUCCUGAAAAGUUGGAAUUUGAUUUUUUGUUGUUGUUGUCGUUUUAUUUUUUCGAGUUAGGGUCUCACACUAGUCCAGGCUGACCUGGAAUGCACUCUGUCGCCUCAGGGUGGCCUUGAACUCACACCAAUCCUCCUACCUGUGCCUCCCGAGUGCUGGGAUUAGAGGCGUGUGCCACCAUGCCCUUGAUUUUUUUUUUUUAUUUGAAGUUCCAAGGAUCAUAUAGCAGUAAGUGUCAGGAUCUUAGUUCCAAAGUCUAUAUUUUUUAUGUUAUAUCAUGCUUCUAUGACCUUUAUUCAUUCUAAACAUAAAAGUACCAGUCUUUUUAUAUAGAGGUAUACUUUGAGGAAUAUUAAAGUGAAAAAUUUUCAUGCAAGUGUUAUACCUUGACUCCUAACUUUUGUGUUUUCUAUUAUCUAAAAUUCACAUUUUAUCCUCAGGUAGCUCUGUACUCAUAUUCCAUAUCUGAUACAUCCUAGUGAUGUUGGAUAUGGUUUUGCUUCUUUUUGAAAAUUAAGACAGUAUCACCUUUAUAAAUUACCACAGGAUUAACUCAGUCUUUUAUGUUGCUAGAAAAGGACUUUUUAUUUUUCUCAUCUCAGACUCCUAAUGUUGCUAAUUAAACUGUUCCACAUCAUAAA